Messenger RNA from Ilyonectria robusta, 1680 nucleotides. RefSeq lists its product as uncharacterized. Bases 1 to 1680 code for a protein of 559 amino acids. The transcript is spliced from 2 exons. NCBI's taxonomy places the organism in Eukaryota, Fungi, Ascomycota, Sordariomycetes, Hypocreales, Nectriaceae. The record is from RefSeq and is a predicted model, not a curated record.
AUGUUUACCAAGCUUUUUACUCCCGCGGUGGCCUCACUGGCUGGCCUCUCGAGCCUCAUCGGAGUUGUCACUGCUCGACCAUUCCAGGCUGUCCCCGAGUCCCUUGUGGCUCGUGAUACCGCCAUGGCGGUCCUGUCUCCCAUGACCAACUGGGGCGGUAUUGGUGCCGAUCCAAAUGCCGAGCUGUAUGACUAUGAUGUCUUUUACUGGUCCAAUGGAAAUGUCGUGGCAAACUUGACCUGCUCCGGUGGCAAAAACCACAAGAUGCUUAAUGUUGCCCGAAUGGGCGAUAAUGUCCAGGCAUUGGACUGCUCGAACCCCGGAGAGCUGACCAUGACCUUCAAGGACAUGGGGGCAAAGGAGUCCGCCAAAGAGGAUUGGAAGUGGGUUGAUGAGAAGAAAGCCCACACCAUGGUCUUGGUUGUCGAUGGAGGCGAAUGCGGCGGGCCCGACGGCAGAAAGCAGUACGCAAUCUCCAGCAUCAACUAUGAUAGCUCCAAUCCCACGGCCACCUUUUGCAGCAAACCAACUGCCUGGGACGACUUUGUCGAAGACUACACCCUGAGAGUCAAAUCCGGAGCUUUCGAUGAAGACGACAAGAGUUUGGCGAAACGAAUUGGCGGCAGCGGCUCCAUCAGCAUCGCCAAUGACUUUUCCAAGAACCUGUUCUCUCAAGACUUCGGCGGUGUUACGCUCAGCGUGGACUGCGCCCACUGCGCUACCACUGGAUCCAUCGACUUUGACUUCCAAAUUGGCCUUUUUGAUGGCCUCACCGGAUCCAUCGUUGCUAGGAACGGGCUCGGUGCCAGCGUUGGCCUCGGAGUCACGGCUUCUGGAGAACUCACCUCCCCCGUCGAUAUCGCCUCCAUCAGACUCCUCAACCUCCCCCUGACUCCCAUUUCAAUUGCCGGAGUUGCUACUUUUGGUCCUGAGAUCAAUGUUGACGCCGUUGCCGGUCUCUCGGCGGUCUCUGGUCAGGUUUCAGCUGACUUUGGCGUCGCCAUGGUUAUCCCCGACGGCACUACCCUCCGCGUUGGAGGUGACUCCGACGCCAUCAACCCGCAGUUCAACAAGAUUGGUCCCACCAUUAGCGCCUCAGUCCAGGUCACCGCCAGCCUGGGCCCUGUCGUCACCUUCGACAUUGCUGCCACGGUCUUCGGCAAGGGUCUCGUUGCUGGUCUCGGCCUCGCCGCCCCCAAGCUCGAUGCUACACUGACUGCUUCGGCUUCAAGUGCUGGCGGCGUGUGCGGUAAUAGCAAUGCCAUUGCUGGUGUGGAGCUUGAUGUCAACGUUGGCGUUGAGCUCAACAUCUUUGGCGGCUUCGGAUCUGCCGCUGACCAGCCCAACGCGAAGAACAUUUUCAGCACCAGCACCCCUAUCUUUGAUGACUGCCUCGUUCUUACCACUGGAAACAACCAGGGCAACAUCAACGGAAACGAUGGCAUUCGCCCCAAGGUCGGAUCUGUUACCUAUAGCGAUGGCUCUCAGUCUGACCUCUUCAAUUCUGGAGCAAACUCCGAUGAUACUCCUAUCAACCCAUUGUCUGACACCCAGGACAUCCGCACCAUCACCAUCGAUAGCAACACCGGACUUGCUUCGUGUGCUAUUACCACAGCUUUCGACGCCACCAGUGGAUGCGUGGGUGAUUUCUUGUUCAAUGUCGAUGCCGGAACUUCGUAA